Messenger RNA from Plodia interpunctella (Indianmeal moth), 810 nucleotides. RefSeq lists its product as uncharacterized. The transcript is spliced from 3 exons. The coding region runs from base 123 to 449 and encodes 108 amino acids. Lineage: Eukaryota; Metazoa; Arthropoda; Insecta; Lepidoptera; Pyralidae. The record is from RefSeq and is a predicted model, not a curated record.
CGUGUGGAGAUUACACAGUGGGUCCUCGCGAUCAGGAACCGUGUCGGUUCUCGUUGCACAACUGUGGUAGAUAUUAACACUGUGCGCAGGAGUCGGCCACCAGUAACACGCAAACGGGCAACAUGUUACAUUCUAUCGCUUUUGCUUUUGUGCUGAUGACCGGCCUUUGUGUCGCGAGCCCCGUCCCGGAGCCCGACCCAGGCUAUCAUCACACACGCAUCCGAAUCCACGUCCCCCAUGAAGUCCACACGCUGCACCACCACCACGUCGAGACGGUACCGAUUUACAAACACGUACCUGUCAUCAAGGAGGUACCUAUCAUCAAAGAGGUGCCCAUAAUCAAAACUCUCCCCGUGGUAAAAACUGUUCCAGUACCAGUCGUGCACACGGUGGCAGUGGAAAAACCCGUUCUCGUACCAUACCAUGAAACAAUCUCACAUUGGCAUUGAGUAUGAUACUGACUUUUUAGCAUAAUGUAUACGAAUUAGGUUAUUUUAAACCGUAUUUUCGUACAAUUUUCAAGUACAUCCAAUUCGUGGCUCGAAAGUGUAAUACGCAAAUACGGGCAUAAAAACUGUUUCGUCAUUUUUGACACAAAUUUUGAUUAAAAUUAACAUUUUAAGCAGUUUUCUGAUCUGUGCGUUUCUAUUUUUUAUUAAGAACUUAGCCAAAAAUGACGGCCUAAGUUUUCUACGGUACCUGAUCCGUAAAACUGUAGGUAGAUGUUUUUUUACUAUGAUGUAAAUAAAAUGAUGUUAUAUAGAAUAGUCAUUAGAAAAUCAAUAAAAAUAUUUUUGUACCAAGGCCAUA